GCCCGUCGAACGGGCGCGCGGUGUACAACGAUUACCCGAGGGAUAUCAAGAGCAAGCUCGGGCUGUCCCCCGAAGAGUUCGACGACUACGACGACGACGGCUCGUACUUGGACACGGACUCGGAGAGCGCCGAGGACCGCUUCGUCAACUUUGCGCUGUUGAGCCACAUUGCUAUGAGGUUGAGGGAUAAGGUACCGAGGGGCACACAUGUGAAGGGCGGGAUCCCUUAUCCACGAGCCUUUACGGGUAAGGACAUAGUGUCGACUAUUCAGUCUCAGAUCCAGCGAGAACUCCUCAUCAAUCACGGCAUCUCGACGAACGACAGACGAAUAGCACUCCAGAUUGCCCGGAGUCUGCAGAGCCAGUUGUUCUUCUAUGAAGUCGAAUGGGGUGGACGGGUCCUGGAAGAUGGUGUCGAGGACGUGUAUAUGUUCUUGGACGAUCAGGAGGGUGCCUCCGACUCGAGGCUAGAGAGAGAAGAGUUACCCACGGGCGUUAUCACGAUCCUCACCAAGUGCUAUAGUUCAGACUGCUCGGAAGACCAACCGUGCUAUGCGUACCUGUGCCCGCGGAAACAGCGCCUCGCGCCGGAGGAACCGCCUCCCGAGCCUGUGGAUGUUGUCAAGCGUACGGAGAACGACUGGGAAGUUCCGGAGGAGGUCAUCAAGACGUUGCCUGCCAGUGAGAUCAACCGUCAGACAAUCAUUCACAAAGUCAUCAGUAAAGAGAAGCAAUAUGUGGAGGAUCUGGAUCUCGUGGAGUCGCUCUUCAUCAAACCUCUGCGCACGGCCGAUCCACCUGUGAUACACCCCGAUCGCCUUGAAGAUUUCAUUGAAGAGGUAUUCGGGAACAUCCUGGAUCUGCGGGAAUGCAAUCGCCGGCUCUUGGAGAAUCUGUACGUUCGACAACGGGAGCAUGCGCCGAUUAUUCAGAGGAUUGGGGAUGUGUUUUUGGACGCUGCGACCGAGUUUCGUCUGGCAUAUCCGAUAUACGUUGGCCACCUCCCUCUUGCUGAGAAGCGCGUGAAAGAGGAGACGGAGAACAAUGUAGAGUUCAGGAUGUUCUUGGAGCAUAGCGCUAGGAACCCCGACUCGCGGCGAAUAGAUCUCAAGCAUUUCCUGAACAGGCCUUCUGAACAUCUACAGAAGUAUCCAGUCCUGUUGGAAGCCAUUCACAAAGAGACUGCAGAAGGCAAUCCUGAUGCUGACUUCUUAUUGGAGGCCAUCCAAGCUAUCAAGAACUUGCAGACCGUAGCUCAGUUGCUGACGUUCCAGUCUGCGAUGGGCAAAGGUCCUACGGGCAAGUUCGAAUGGCACAACCUGGUCUCGGAGGAGUAUAGGAAGAGUCUACCGAAGAAGGAGGCCAAACGUCAAAUGAUCAUUUUCGAGCUCAUCAAGGGUGAGAUGGCAUACGUCAAAGAUCUCGAGAGCUUUGAGACGAUGUAUAUUCGUCCGCUGAAAACCGCAGAUCCUCCAAUAAUCCCGCCGUCAAGAUUAGAUAGCUUCAUCCAGGAGGUCUUCCACAAUUAUCGCGAACUGCUCUACCACCACCGGAAACUGUUGGAGAACUUGCACGAAAUUCAACGGGAACAACAUCCAGUCAUUCGCAGUGUGACGGAAGCCAUCUUGGACGCCUUUCUCAACUUCCGGGAGGCGUACCUGGAGUAUGUCCCGAAUUACCCUAUGGCAGCUUAUAGGAUCGACGAAGAGAUGAACAACAACCCUGCAUUCAAGGCUUUUGUGGAGCAAUGCGUCCGUCAUCCUGACGCACACAAAUUGGAUAUCAAGAGUUUCAUCAAUCGACCAAUCCCUCGGUUGCUUCGGUAUGAGCUGUUAUUGAAGAGUAUACUGGACGAGACUCCUGCGGACCAUGAAGAUCAGGAAGCCAUCCCACAACUCUUGGACGUCAUCAAGGCCCUGGGUAAAGAGACAGAACCAGGUGUUGCCUCAGCUAAACAGAAGGUCGAGCUUUGGCGAUACAAUGCUAAUCUAGUCUUCAAACCCGGCGAAGCAGUGGACAUGGACUUGCUCAACGAGAACAGGUCGCUUAUCCAUACUGGCAAGUUGCUCCGUCAACCCGAUACAAGUCUCGAAUGGAACGGAUGGACUGAGUUGUUCGUGCUUCUGUUUGACAAUUACCUGGUCAUGACUAAGACCAAGGAGAGGGAUGGUGUGACAAAGUACCAUGUCAAUCGGAGGCCGAUACCGCUAGAUUUGCUGACGUUGGCCAAUUUCACUGAUCCUCCGACACAGCGAGGGACCGGCUUCAUCGGCUUCAAGCGGGGCGACAAACAACAACACGAUCAGCCCGCUCCCCCGACUCUCAACAGUGCCGACUCGGCCGGGGAUGCUCGAGCAGUUUUUCCGCUAACGAUCCACUACAAUGGGCGGAUGGGCGGCUUGUACACGUUGUAUGCUGAGAGCGCGCAGAUACGCUCGGAGUGGAAGCAGAAGCUGGAAGAGGCUAUCGGUCUCCGCAAAGUCGUCCAAGAAUCGAACAAGGUCUUCGAGAUCGAUACGCUUAGUGCUGACACCUUCCUCGUUCCGUCCAUGCUGGCUGGGCCCACCAAUCCUUCGUGGAAUAACGAGACGACGUUCACUGGAAAAGUGACAUGCUCAGUGCCUUUCACCACGGCGGAUGGGCGCGCUUUAGUGGCAAUUGGCUGCGCGGAGGGUGUAUGGAUCGGGUUCAGACAUGAUUCGCGAUCAAUGCGCAGAGUGCUCCAUCUAAAGCAGGUUACGCAGUGUGCCAUGCUGGAAGACUUCGGCAUAUUCCUGGUGCUGGCGGACAGAUCUUUGUUUGCCUACCACAUCGAAGCGCUCGUACCGUCUUCGCCCCAGAGCGUGCACACGUCUCAGACACCGCAGAAGCUUAGCAAAAACUCGGAGAAUGUGCAUUUCUUCAGCGUCGGCAACCUGAGCGGGCGGACGCUGGUCGUCUACAUGAAGAAGAACAGGCUGGACAACGUCUUCCGUGUGCUCGAACCGGUGGUGGAUAACAUCAACGAGCGGAACCGGGCGCCUGCUUCGUUAGGCUCACGUUUGGGCUUCCGGUCGCAGCGAUCGGAGUGGUUCCGAGUCUACCGAGACUUUUUCCUUCCGUCAGAAACCUUCGACUUGAUCUUCCUGAAGGCCAAGAUCGCCAUAUUGUGUACGAAGGGAUUCGAGAUCAUGGAUCUGACCGAUUUCCGGAGUGCUACGGUGCCCCAGCGUGAUGACCCGCGGAUGGAGCGCCUGGCGCGAAGAUGUGAAUCCUGCAAACCGAUAGGCAUGUUCCGAUCCAACGAGGACGAGUUCUUGCUCUGUUAUGACGAAUUUGGCCUCUAUGUGAACCGCCACGGAGAUCCCUCGCGUUCCGUGAUGACCAUCGAAUGGGAGGGCACGGCCGAGAAGGCCGCCUGGCACCCGCCGUACGUGCUCCUCUUCGACACGCGCUUCAUCGAGGUGCGGCACGUCGAGACGGGGCGGCUGGUGCAGAUCAUCCCGGGGAACGACAUGCGGUGCAUCUGGGACGGGCGCGGGUCGAGCAGCAACAUGAACCUGGCGACGCCGGGGCCGGACGGGUGGGGCGAGAGCGGGCUGAACCAGGAGGCGCGCGUGCACGGCGUGAUGAACGCGCCGGAGCCGGUGAAGGCGGGCGGGAUUGGCCCGCAGCGCGCGAGCCGCGCGAUCGCGCAGCAUGUGUUCGAGCUGGUGCCGACGGUGCCGCUGUACCUCCCGGGCAGCCUGCACUCGCCGAGCCACUCGGCGUACUUCCCCGCGAAUGGGGGCCCCGCGGGCUCGCCGCCGCAUAGUCCGCGGAUGACGCCCGUGAAUAGUCGCUGGGCGAUGUAA
This is a messenger RNA of Gloeophyllum trabeum ATCC 11539, 3833 nucleotides long. Its product is annotated as DH domain-containing protein. Gene Ontology annotation, biological process: intracellular signal transduction. The coding region runs from base 174 to 3833 and encodes 1219 amino acids. The transcript has 20 exons. Gene Ontology annotation, molecular function: guanyl-nucleotide exchange factor activity. The record is from RefSeq and is a predicted model, not a curated record. Lineage: Eukaryota; Fungi; Basidiomycota; Agaricomycetes; Gloeophyllales; Gloeophyllaceae.